CGGGAGCCCCAGUCCGACCCAGAAGCCCGGGAGCCUCUGAGCUUGGAGCCUCGUCAAACCACCAGCGAACCCACCGGGGCGGAGGGCAGCCGGCGGCGGGAAGGGAGGUCCUGAGCCCCCGCGAGCGCCCGCAGAGACGCUCUCCCCUCCUCCGGCGCCUCGCCCGCCGGGCCCGCCCCCAGAGCGGGGAGAUCACCUCCGCCCGUCACCUCCUCCUCCUCCCCCGGCCGCUCAGGUCCACCCUGGGCCCCCUCCCCGGGCCGCCCCCGAGCGCAAAGUUGGCGGGAGCCUAUAAAAGGCAGUGGCGGCGCGACCCGCGGACACACGGUGCAGCCUCCCCAGCGGCCACCGCUAGAUAGACACCAACUCCUACCCUGCCCGGACCAGCGGCGCGACCAUGUCCCAUCACUGGGGAUACGACCGGGACAACGGACCUGAGCACUGGCAUAAGGACUUCCCCAUCGCCCAAGGAGAGCGCCAGUCUCCUAUCGACAUCGACACCAAAGCAGCUGUUCAUGACCCUGAGCUGAAGCCUCUGAAUGUUAACUAUGAGCAAGCCCUUUCCCGCCGGAUUCUGAACAACGGUCACUCCUUCAACGUGGAGUUUGACGACUCUCAGGACAAAGCAGUGCUGAAAGGAGGACCUCUUGCUGACACUUACAGGUUGAUCCAGUUUCACUUUCACUGGGGUUCCUCUGAUGACCAAGGUUCUGAGCAUACUGUGGAUAAAAAGAAAUAUGCUGCAGAGCUUCACUUGGUUCACUGGAACACCAAAUAUGGGGACUUUGGAAAAGCUGUGCAACAACCUGAUGGACUGGCUGUUUUGGGUAUUUUUUUGAUGGUUGGCAAUGCUAAGCCAGGUCUACAAAAAGUCAUUGAUGUGCUGGAUACCAUUAAAACAAAGGGUAAGAGUGCUGACUUCGCUGGCUUUGAUCCUCGUGGCCUUCUUCCUGAAAGUCUGGACUAUUGGACUUACCUGGGCUCGCUGACCACCCCUCCUCUCCUGGAAUGUGUGACCUGGAUCGUGCUGAAGGAACCUAUCAGCCUUAGCAAUGAGCAGAUGUUGAAAUUCCGUAGCCUUAACUUCAGUUCACCAGAUGAACCUGAAAAACUGAUGGUGGACAACUGGCGUCCAGCUCAACCUCUGAAAAACAGAAAAAUCAGAGCUUCCUUCAAAUAAGAUGGUCUCAGAGCCAGUGUCUACAUAUAGUGAUUUUGAAUUUUCCUCUAGCUAAGCACAGGAUGUUGGUGAAUUUUAGACCCUGCUGCUUUGUGUCUGUUUUUCUAGACCUCUCCUCUCUUACUUGAUGUACUUACUAAUAAAAUGUGAACAGCUAGGCUAAUUGUCAAGCAUAAUGAGUUGCUGUGACUAGUGCUUUGCUUAUAAUAGUUGCCUUUUUUUUUUUUUUUGUAUCAGAAUAUAAUAUAAGGAAUAGGAAAAAAGGAGUCUUGACCUGGUUCACAGCAUGUGGAGUGGUGAGCAUUACAGUUGUUCAUUAAGAUGCUAUUUUUAAAACAUAGGGAAGUAGGAUGAUUGAAUGCAAGUCUGUAUCAUGAGGUAAACUGAGCUGCAUAAUCUAAAUCAGGUAAAAUUACUAUGAUUUUAUGUAAUGUAAAUCAGAUGAAGCCAAUGUUUAUGAUUUAAAGAACUUAUAUUAAAGAACAAUUUUAACUCAUAUAUUUAUAGCAGUGUUAUCUUAAAUAUAAAUUAUGUUGUAAUUUAGUGACUUUUAAAUCACAGAGAUAUAAAUGAAGUACUAUCUGUAAAAAUUGUUAUAGUAGUGAUACAGAGUAUAUUUCCAUUCAAAUAAUAUAUGAUAAUAAAUAUUGUAUUUUAGAUAUAUUCUCUAAUAAAAUUUGGAAUUCU
Molecule: messenger RNA, 1867 nt
Organism: Erinaceus europaeus (western European hedgehog)
Lineage: Eukaryota; Metazoa; Chordata; Mammalia; Eulipotyphla; Erinaceidae
Gene: CA2
Product: carbonic anhydrase 2
Exons: 7
Coding region: 398-1180 (260 amino acids)
Cellular component (GO): cytoplasm
Molecular function (GO): carbonate dehydratase activity; zinc ion binding
Source: RefSeq, a predicted model, not a curated record